Anolis sagrei ordinatus is the source of this 723-nucleotide messenger RNA. NCBI's taxonomy places the organism in Eukaryota, Metazoa, Chordata, Lepidosauria, Squamata, Anolidae. The record is from RefSeq and is a predicted model, not a curated record.
AUGAUAUAUGAAGUGGAAUUCCUUUCUUCAUCCAUUGCACAACUUAAAGUGGUACAGACAAAAUAUGUGGAAGCAAAGGACUGCCUGACUGUCUUGAAUAAAAGCAACGAAGGUAAAGAGCUCCUGGUUCCACUCUCUAGCUCUAUGUAUGUUCCUGGGAAACUUUCAGACGUUGGCAAUGUCUUAAUAGAUGUAGGAACAGGUUACUACGUAGAAAAGUCAGUGGAUGAUGCCAGAGAUUUCUUCAAGAGGAAGAUCGAUUUCCUAACCAAACAGAUUGAGAAGAUCCAGCCAGCACUGCAGGAGAAACAUGGAAUGAAGCAAGCCGUGAUGGAGAUGAUGAGCCAGAAGAUUCAGCAGCUAACAGCAGCAGGGGCUUCACAAGCAGCAGCAACAAAGGCCUAGCAAACACAGGUCAUUCAUGUAUCUACAGUUUGUCUCUUUGUGAUACAGUCCAACAUUGUACCCUCAAAGUGCAGCAAUCCAGACAACUGGGGUUUUUAUUUUCGGGGGAGGGAUGUCUCUAUUUGCUUGAAUGUGUGUGGAAUUCUGGUUUGGCCCUAAUCUGGAAAUGAUGGCAUCUUGCAGAUUCAUUUGUUUGCAAUCUUACAGUGGCUCUGUGGCUAGAGGCCUUGUGUUUCUGGUGAUCUAAUUCCAGACGCCAGUAAAACUUCGUUACUUGUAAAUGGAAUUGUAUAAAAAUAAACAGACAGGUUUACAGAG